AUGGUGCGAUACGCUGCGACCGAGAUUGAGUCCGCCAAGUCGGCCCGCGCCCGCGGCUCCUACCUCCGCGUCUCGUUCAAGAACACCCGCGAGACUGCCCAGGCCAUCAACGGCUGGAAGCUCCAGCGCGCCAUCACCCUCCUCGAGAACGUCAAGCAGCACACCGAGGCUAUCCCCUUCCGCCGCUACGCCGGUUCCAUCGGCCGUACCGCCCAGGGCAAGCAGUGGGGUGUCUCCAAGGCCCGCUGGCCCGUCAAGUCGGCCGAGUACCUCCUCGGUCUCCUCAAGAACGCCGAGGCCAACGCUGAUGCCAAGGGUCUCGACACCGGUGCCCUGAUUGUCAAGCACAUCCAGGUCAACCAGGCUCCUAAGCAACGUCGCCGCACUUACCGUGCUCACGGUCGUAUCAACCCCUACAUGUCUUGCCCCUGCCACAUCGAGCUCAUCCUCACUGAGGGUGACGAGGUCGUCCAGAAGUCCGAGCAGGUCGUUGGUCGUGAGGAGGUCCGCCUCAACUCGAGGCAGCGUGGUGCCCGUACCCGCCAGGCCAUUACCGCUGCAUAG
Messenger RNA from Geosmithia morbida, 564 nucleotides. RefSeq names its product large subunit ribosomal protein L17e. Gene Ontology annotation, molecular function: structural constituent of ribosome. Gene Ontology annotation, biological process: cytoplasmic translation. Gene Ontology annotation, cellular component: cytosolic large ribosomal subunit; ribosome. The coding region runs from base 1 to 564 and encodes 187 amino acids. The transcript has 4 exons. Lineage: Eukaryota; Fungi; Ascomycota; Sordariomycetes; Hypocreales; Bionectriaceae. The record is from RefSeq and is a predicted model, not a curated record.